AUCCACCACUCCCCAUAAAGAAAAUACCAACAGUGCUUGUAUCAAAACAAUUCAAUCGUCGCGUUCAAAAGCAUGCAAAAAUCCUCGCAUAUCGUUCGCCAGGAUUCGGAAGAGCACUUGCCAACCACUCACUACAAAGUAAUUGUUCCAACAAUGAAGCGACGUACUUUGGCUGGCACCUUUGGCGUUGCUGUGUUUGUGAUCGCAUUCGCUGCAAUUGCCAUCUCUUUCGCCACACCCAAUUGGCUGGCUAGUGAUGACCGAAUAACAGGUGCGAAAUUGGAGCGUUUAGGAUUAUGGGUACACUGCUUCCGUUCUUUACCUGAUGUAAAUGAUGACAGUCAACGUCGGUUCUUCGUUGGAUGUCGAUGGGUAUAUGAUCCAUUUACAACAGGUUAUGACGAGAUUCGUGGUUUUCUGCUGCCAGCAUUCAUGAUUGCGACACAGUUCUUUUAUACGCUUGCCUUCAUUGGAGCGCUCGUAUCGUGCGUUGGUGUUUUGGUAUUCUUCCUUUGUGCCGGGCCGGAUCAAAAGUACUUCGUUACGCUUAUAAAGGUAAUUGGGUAUAUAAUGUUAGGCACAGGUGUAGCUGCAUCUAUUGCAGUCAUCGUUUUUGCAUGUUUUGGUAAUCGUAAUGGUUGGAUGCCGGAGCAUGCCAACAAUUGGUUCGGUUGGUCAUUCGUGUUGGCUUGCGUUGGAGCGGUGUUUUCUUUGGUUACGGCAAUACUCUUUCUUACCGAACAAAAUGUUCAAGCGAAAAAACGCAUGCAAUUCAAAGAAUCACAGACACGUUUUGAGUUGGUGCAGGGCAAAGCCUAGGGGUGGCGUCACCUCUCGACGGAGCAGCUCACAUUGUUGGAGCAUAAAGUAAGUCGCAAGAGAAAACACUUGCAUUUAAAGACAGAGCGGUGCACAAAUGGCGCGGGCCUAUAACAGCAAAUCGCGUUCAAACCUAUCGUAGAUAAGAAAAGAAUUAAGUUGACAUAUUUUUUAGAUUCAAACCAUAUAUAAAAUAAGUUAAGCAGUGAUCUUGGCUCUAAAAAUGUAUUCUUUAAUGCACUCAUACGCAUUUAAACUCCGUCCUUUCUAAGAAAAAACCAGUUUUAAUAAGUUUUAUAAAGUAAUAAUUACGUAUGUAAGUUUAAGGAUUUGUGCAACUAAUGCUACUAACAUCAAAGCGCGAAAAAUUGCAAGUUUAUGCAAUUUUGGACAGGGUUGAAUCACUAGCAUAUACUUGUACAACAAAUGCACAUACAUUGUACAUACAUACAUAUUUAUGUACAUAAUAGUGAUUUCACUUAAUUCAGUACACAGACGGCUAAGAAACUCAGUUGGUACUUAUGACAUGCAUUUACAUAUUUAUAUAUAUACAUCAUUUUUAAAGUCACUUAAGACUGAAUUAUGGAAAAAAGAAACCAUUGCAUUUGUCCAACAACGAAUUUUAAUUGAAAUAUCAAAUCAUAUCUAAUACACAAUGUUAAAAUGCAAAAGCAAGCAUCAAAAUAGCAAACGCGAACAUUUUCAAAAUCGAUUUAAAUAAAAUAUUAGUACAUGUUUGCUGCUAUACCUAUGCUUGCAAAGCAGUCGCACCAGCCAUUUGUACUGAGCUUGUGAGUCCCUAUCGCUAUUAUGAGCACAUUACAAAAUGCAUAUUGUCGAAACCUGCAAAUAUUAUGAAAGUAAAUAGAACUUUAAUGAAUCUCAAACAUAUUUUUCAAGAUAUGUAUUACAACUCCACUUAAUAAUGUGCCUUAAAAUGCUAGACUAACGGCGCUUAAUAAAGUAUUGCACGCAAUUUAACGUUUUUUUCUUCUGCCACAAAAAUUGCAUAAACUUUCGCUUUUUAUUCAUACCACCUAUUCAUUCCUAAGUAUGCAUACAUGAAUGUAUGUAUAGGAACAUAGUUUUAUGGCAAAAAAAUAAUUGAAUGAACACAAAUAAGUUUUCCUUUUGUAAAAAAAAAAAAAUACAGCAUAAUAUGUACGCAGGUUGUUAAAGCUUCGAAAUCGCACAAUAGUGGAAUAUAAUGCGUAUACAUACGAUAAUUUAGCAUUUGACCUUGACAUCUACAUAUUUAGUAGUGCCUUAAAAAUAAAAUAUUGUACAAAUCUACAAAUAAAAACAUUCCAAAUAUAUAUCAGUAUCGAAACCAUUUCCGCAAUUCUAACUAUUUAGUGAAAUUGAAAUAUUUUGAACUAGUUUUGUAUUAUUUAUGUAUGAAUAUUUGAAAUUUACAUAAUACUUAAAGUUUAUUAAGUUAGAAAAAAUGUAUAUCCGUCCAUAUAUCCACUUUAAAAGUGCGCCGAAAUAUGUAUAAUCAAAACAUAUCAUUUAAAACAACUUCAUAUUUACGAAAACUAUAUAUUUUCACCGUUGUUUGUAUAUUUUGCUCACACUCGAAUUAUUAAUAAAAUUUAAAAAACAAAAAGUA
Messenger RNA from Rhagoletis pomonella (apple maggot), 2431 nucleotides. RefSeq lists its product as uncharacterized. The record is from RefSeq and is a predicted model, not a curated record. Gene Ontology annotation, biological process: septate junction assembly; regulation of tube size, open tracheal system. Gene Ontology annotation, cellular component: septate junction; membrane. NCBI's taxonomy places the organism in Eukaryota, Metazoa, Arthropoda, Insecta, Diptera, Tephritidae. The transcript has a single exon. Bases 73 to 819 code for a protein of 248 amino acids.